Molecule: messenger RNA, 546 nt
Organism: Ilyonectria robusta
Lineage: Eukaryota; Fungi; Ascomycota; Sordariomycetes; Hypocreales; Nectriaceae
Exons: 1
Source: RefSeq, a predicted model, not a curated record
CCUCGUGAUAUCCCUAGGGCCAAGAGGCUACAGCUUGAUAGGAAGCUCCCAGAGAACUUCAAAUACUACGGCAACUGGGGAUUUCCAAUCUACCGCACAUACUACGGCCCUGAAUCUAAUGAACACUGGGACAUGCUGCUCGACAUUUUGAAACGACAAACACAGCUCGCGCUCGGAUUUCUCGAGAUCGACAGUGAGUACAAGCACGACAUCGAACGACUGCACCGACCUUAUGAAAACAAGGACGAAUACUUGGAGGAAUUGACGCGACUCAAGAAACUGUUUCUUCUUGAUCCCCGCGAGGAUCAGGCGCUACUUGAUGGCCUCGACAUUCGUCAGCUUCGAGAGUUGUGCGAAUCUGAGCACCCUGAAGCGAAAAAGACCAUGUCGUCGGGAUAUUUUAGCUUCGUUCUUGUCGCCGACAAGGCGGUGCUCGAAGACAUUGCUAGGAGCGAAUUUAUUGUCAAGACGCUUGCCUACGGCUGGAGAGAAGGCGGUUUAAACUGGGAUUGGAUGAGAAUCCCAUCGGGAUGCUUGCUGGAGCUU